UAUGACGGGAAGUGCAAGUGUUAUAUGCCAAGAAGUACCUGGAGAAGCAGUUAAGAUAUAAGGAUUAAGGCCUAUAAAAAGGAAAACGUUUUACAGUGAACUGCACAAUAAAACAAACAGUUAAAGCUGAUACACUCAAGCAUCAAAGCUUUUUCGUAAACCAAGGGAUAUCAAUAUCUGAAAAUGGAUCUUAAUCUUCCAGAUAAUGCAUCAAUUUCUGACAUUUACGUCGCUGCGAUGACCAUUAAUAUUCAAGAAUCAUUGGUUGAAAUUCCUCUGUGUUAUUUGGAAAAACUUCAUGAAAAAAUUUUGGAAGAAUUGAAAUUAGUUAAACCUGCGUCAAUGGAAGAUCUUCAUAAAAUAUCUUUCUUUUUUAAAAUUGCAAAAGAUGAAAAUAAAAAAUAUGGCAAAAAGAAUUUGACAUUUAAAAGCCAAGAUUUCAACAGGGGUAGGCAUUCACGAUUCUCCAACAACCCUAAAACUACAGAAAAAGUUACUGUGCACGGUUAUGAUGUUACUUCCACAUGUUUUAGGAAUGCAGUAGGCAAUUUCAGAAAUGACUUUUGCCGUUCUAUGGGUGGCUAUUGGUCAAAGUUAGCAGAUAAGUGUGUGCCAUCUUCAAUUUCUUUCGAAUACUUGGUUUCAAAAGACAUACUAACAAAACAUAACAUUGAAGUAACAUCUUACGAAACGUUAAACAUAGAUGCAGGUUCUUAUUGCUAUGCAUAUCCAGCGAAAACAACAUUGUACUUCCACGCACCCGAAUCUGUUAAAAAUGAAUGUAUAUAUUUUGAAUUUCUAAAGCAACAAUUCAGGUAUGGAGAAAACAAAUGCAUCGAUCUAACCAUGAUUAAGGUGUCGUCAGAAUCUAGAUUUGUUGCUAGAGCCAGAGCGGAAUAUGAUAUCAAAGUAAGAAAAGGCUAUUGUAUCAAAGGAUGGGCGAAAGUCAUUAGUUUUGGUAUUAACGCUGUUUUAGAUCAGGAGAAAGAAAUGUCUUUCUCGUCAGAUCAGUUAAUGGUGAACUUUAAAUGUGGUCCAGACAGUUGGUUUAAGAUAAAACAAAAGCCAGACAUUAAAAUCAAAAUAAAAGAAGCAAACGACUUUUUAUCACUUGAGAUGAACAUGAGGCACUAUCAAGAAAAGUUGAAAAUGACAGGGGAAAAUGGAAAAUUAGAAGAUUACAAGAAGAAAGCAAUAGAAGAAGCCUUCGAAAUUAUGGAAAAUGAACACGACGAUGACGAAGAGCAAGAACUUAUUAAAUCGACAUUACAGAAAUGUAAUGCGUGUGUAUCUGAUGUAUCUGCACUGAUAAGUGAAAAAGAAAAACGUGAAUCUGACACCUGGUUACUUGCUGUUAUUGCAAAUGGAUUUAGGAAAGAAUAUAAUGUCAAGCUCUCACCCUGUUUUGAAGAUCUUGUUAUAAAGAAAUUGGUACUUGAAAUCGAUACGAGGGCAGAUGCCUUUUCUCACAUGGAUACAGCCUUAAAGAAAACUGGCAUUAUGAAGCAUGAGUUUGUGCUGAAUCCUCCAACAGCUAACCAGAUGUCUGAUAUCAAUAACCUUUGUGGACAUGCAUACGAAGAAAUUGUUAAUGCAAAAGUCUUGGCGACAGCUGCUGAGCAUGGAAUUCCUUUGAAAUGUGUAGAAGGUGAUGGUAUAGGACAUUAUAUCAACUCAGCUGGAAAACAGGUUGCAUCUCCAAAGUAUGUAGACGCAAUAUUUACUAAUGCAUCCACUGGAGAUAGUCUGUCGGUACAAUAUAAAUUCUGCCACGAACAAGCUGGACUCGAAAAUUUAUAUAACAACUGGAAAAUGAAAUGGCAAAAUGAAGAUCUCUCAAAUAUUGAUGUAGUGGUACCUAAAGGAGUUAAUCAAGAUGGUAAUUUUAAGGAUGUUGUUAAUUUUAAAAAUGAAAUCACUGUUGAAACUCCAACUCAUCAAGAUGUAAGAAAAUGGAUUGAUUCAAAUCGUACAAAACUUACUAGAGUUGCAGAAGAACAUAUCAAAUAUCGAGUAGAUAUCAAAAAUAAGAUUAAGAGAAGUAAUACGGCUAUGAAGAAACUGAAGGAUAGAAUUGAAUCGUUAAAAACAAAAGGAGACGCAUGCUCACAUCCAGAAGGAAAGAAAAGAAUUUCUGAAAAUAUUGAGAAGAUGAAAAAGGAUUUCAAAGACCACGAACAACGUAUUUUAAAACUCAAUAAGGAGAUGCAAAAAAUAAACGAAAAUGUUGAUAAGAUAGUCAAAAAAGAUGGUCUUAAUCCAAUUCCAGGCAUGGACGAUGAAAUGAUGAAGCAGCAGAAUGCAAAACUCGAAAAAUUCAAACUAGAAGAACUAAAAAAAAAGGCUAACAGAAUAAUGGAAGCUAAAAAGCAACUUAAAGCUACAGUUGCUUUGGCGUGUAUCAUAAGUACAUCAACGGAACUUAUAUGUUCCUUGGUCGAUGAAUUAGCCUUAUGUGAUGAGGGUAAGCAAACGUUUGGCGAAGCCGCACUGAAUAUUUUAAAACGAACCAGCAAGGCUGCAGGUAUUAGUACUGGAAUCGCAGCUGGCAUCGGUGGUAUUCAGUAUGGUCUAACUCGGCUGGCAUUGUCAGAAUCAUCCAGGUUAUCGACUUUUGGAAGUUACGGCAGUCGCAUCUUUGGUCCUGCACUUAUGGUUGCAGGCGUAACAUACCAAAGUUAUAACAUCAUUGCACAAUAUAACAAAGAUAAAGAAAUGUCCCCUGCAUUUGCAAGAAAAAGAAUGGGUAUCGAUUUUGCUCGAAUGGCAGGCGUAACUGUUGGAUCAGUUGGAUCUUUUGCUCUUGCAACAGCAUGUAUAUCGAGUACACCAGUUGGAUUAGCGGUCGGAGCCAUUUGUUGCAUCGUUAUUGGUAUCGGUGAUUACUUUCUCGGGAAAUAUCUUAACCUAGAAGAGGAAUCAGCUAAAUUAGAGUACCUCGAGUUGAGGAAAGAAGUCAUAGAUAAAGCCUAUGGAUUGUUUGACUUGGAAUGUCAUUGUACUGAUAAAGAACUGAAAACAGCUUACCAUGCAGCGAUACUAAAAUAUCACCCAGACAAAGCCGAGAACAAAGAAGAAGCAACGGAUAUCGCUCGUGCUAUUAUUACUGCUUAUACGUUAUUGAAAACAGUACGAUCUGAAUAAAAGUAAAUUACCAAAAUUGUUAACACAUAGAAAGUAGAAAUAUGCCUUUUUUCAUUUAAUUUAUAUUUACUAAAACAUUGUAUAUACAUAUAAUACCUUAAAUAUUUGUUAAUACCUGUAAUUAUAUGUAAUCGUUAUAUUGGAAAGAAGUAAAUGUUCAUUUGAUUUGAUUUGAUUAGUACUGUCUCGAAAUUACCAGAAAAACAUAACAUAAUAUAGGCUAUAUACAUUAUAAUGUAUUAUAUAAACUUUAUGUUAUGGAAUGCUUUACUGGUUGAAUAAAAUUAAGGUGUUAGGUAGGCAUUUAGUAAUGAAUGAUGAUGAUGAUUAUUAUUAUUAUUAUUAUUAUUAUUAUUGUUAUUAUAGUUGUUAUUAUUAUAUUCAUUGUUACCCUCAUUGCUAUCAUUAAUGUCAAUACUAUUUAUUUUUAUUGCUAUUUCUAUUAUAUUACCGUUUAUUGUUUUUGCUUCUAUUUUUUACUAUUUCAUUAUUACCCUCAUUAUUAUCAUUAAUAUUAAUACUAUUUAUUUUUAUUGCUAUUACCGUUUAUUGUUUUUGCUUCUAGGUUUUACUAUUUCAACUGUUGUUGCUUUUAAUUUAUAGUGGUUGUUAUUAUAAUUUUCAUAUCUAUUGUAAUUUAUUAUUGCUUCCAAACGUUCGGCUAUGUUUAUUUUUUAUAAUUUUUUGAUACCAUUUAAAAAUUUCGAUGUAGGCCUUCCACAAUAACUCUCGAAAUUUUUAAUUAUUUAUUUUUAUUCUUUUGAGCUCUUUUUAAUUCCACGUAUUAUAUAUAAACUUUCUUGUUUAUUUUAAAUUUUUUUUUUUGUAGCUUUUGCUACUUAUAUUACUACUAGGAAACUGAUUUCCGUUUUGCUUAUUUAUUUGUAUGUAUCAUUUAUGUCCAUUUAACUGUACUUCUCACAACAGCUCAAGUCCCGACUGAUUAUCUAACCUAUGUUUUUCCACUUUUAUAUAUAUAAAAAAAAAUAAAAUCCAGAUGACUUUACCUCUCUCAGAGUAUUAUGAUCCCGAUUAUUUCCCUAGGUGUCACGGAAACAUCAAAUGAUUUUUUUCUAUUGUUCAUUUAUUUCUAGAAGCAUUACAAUAUUUUUGAUGAAAUGAAACAAAUCUUUACAUCACUCAAACUACCCUUUGAUUUAAUUGGAGUGAGUGAAAAUUGGAUCAAAAUAAUUUGAUAACCCCCUGGUACUUUCUACCAGACAUGAUUGUGAUUACAAGACCCAUUUCGAAAACAUUGUCGUCGAAACCGUUUAUAGAUCACCCUCCCUUGCUCCUUUUCAAUUUGCUGAUCAUAAACUUGACACCGUCCUCUUCAAAUUAUCAAGAGAUGACAAAAUUGUUUCAUUUUUGGAGACCUUAAUAUCGAUAUUUUGAAGCAUGGGUCAGAAAAUAGUGCCCGCUACUUGGUCAACAUUUUUUUUGCAUUUAUUCUUCCCCGCAUCUACAGACCAUCUCUUCUAUAAUCAACCUGACUUUCCUAAUCCGAGUAGAUUAAUUUAUUACGCCAUAUCUGAUCAUCUCCCUUUUUAAAAUAUUUCUUCGCGUGCUGUAACUAGGUCAAACACAGAAGAGAAAUCUAAAUUCAGAAAAAUUAAGUCCACCACCUGCGAAAACUUGCGUCUUGAUGUGUCUGUUGUUUGAAGUCAAAAGUAUUCAGGACCCUGAUGAGACAUAUUCUGAGUUUGAAACAACAUUAAAGAAAAUUUAUGAAAAACAUUUUCAUCUCCUGGAAAACCAUUAAUUCUUUAAUAAAAAAAAAACAAAAAACAACAAGUCAACAAUCAAUACCUCCUUUAAUACUGUGAUAAAGAAUUGAUUAAUGAUCCUGAUAAUAUAUCUACUGUUUUUAACAAAUACUUUGUCGAAAUUGGACCCUCCCUUUCUUACAAAAUUCCCCAUGUUAACAAACCAUCCAAAGAUUUUCUUCCUAACCCAACCCAACCCAACCAGUGAUUCCGUAUUUUUUACUCCAGUUGAUGAGACUGAAGUGAUCCAAAUACUUACCUCUCUUAAAACCUACAAAUCCCCGGGUAUUGAUGAUUUCCAUUACUGAAGCCAUCAAAUACAUUGGUAACAUAAUCUCUCGUCCAUUAUGCCAUAUAUUUAACAUUGCCCUAUCUAGCGGUGUGUUCCUACUGAAACAAGAUAAAGUUAGCGGGCGUUACCCCUAUUUACAAAUCGGGCAUCAAUUAUGACCUUUCUAACUAUCGUCCCAUUUCAAUUCUAUCCACUUUUUCGAAGGCCUUGGAAAGGGUAAUUUACAAUCGAGUAUUCUCAUUUAUGAUUAAAUACGAUAUACUUUAUAAAAAGUAUUUAGGUUUCAGAAAAGGACACAUUACCUUUAUGUCCCUUAUUGAUCUAACAAAAUUGUUAACGCAUUUAAAAUCGCCUCCCUUCAAUCGGACUUUUUAGAGAUAUUUUCAAGGGCUUCGACACAUUUGAUCACACUAUUCUCUUAUAUAUUAUCUUGUUAAUAAGGAAAUAAAGAAUAAAAUUCAAAAAGCCUUGGUAAUAUUUUUAGAUUAUCGUCAUUUGUACGCCUAAUAUUCUUAGUAUUCUCUACUGCUCGCUUAUUCUUCCUUAUUUGAGCUACUGCAACAUUGUUUGGUACAAUACAUAUUUAUCCAGCAAUAACAAACUGUAUAUUAUCAAAAGAAAAAAAGGCCCUUAAAAUUAUAUUUGGCGCUCCACAACGGUCUCAUUCCUCUCCCUUAUUUUCCAAUUUAAACUUUCUUAAACUCUCUGAUAUUAACCAUUUUAAACAAGGUAAUUUUUUAUACUCUGCCUUUCUCCCCAAUCAUCGAAGUAGCAUGUAUAUACCCUCAAUCACUCCAUUCACAAUUAAUGUACUCGAUCUAGAAGUGAUAUUCCCAUCCAUACCUAAUCAUAACACCAACAGUAUUAAAUACUCUGGAAUAAUUUACCACCCUCAAACUCAGUUUCCUUGAAGUCCUUUACAAAAUAACUCAGGAAUCACCUUGUUCUGCAUUAAAAGAUUUUAUUUUUACGAUGGCGACUCGUCUUGCUGCCCCAUGAAACUUCAUUUUCUGUUGCCAUGCUUGUCUGUAUGUGUUGCGUGUUUGUUUGUUAAUUUGUGUCUCUGUAUGUUUUUGUGAGUUUUUGUUUAGGCCUGCCUAUGACAAGACUUUUAAAACAAAAUCUUCUCGGGCAAGUGCCUUUUUCCUUUGGUUUUGUUCUAUUGUCUCAUAAACCCAUUGUUAUUAAUUAUUUUUGUUUUCUAAUAUUUGACUGCUAUUGGAAGACAACAAAUUUCUUUUUGAAUUGAAAUUAAUUGAAUAGGCAUGUUUAGGUGUAGUAGGUCUACAUUGUUUUAGGUCGAUUUGUACGAUAAAUGUAUAAAGAAGAAUCUUAUUAUAUUUUAUAUGUCUUAUCAAAAUAAAGUGACAGAGAUUUAGAUACAAAAAAUCACUUACCACCGCCCAUACCAAAUCACCCACACUAAAUGACUUUGUUUAAAAUAAAUCUCCUAAAGAUAUGUUCUUAAUUUUCAACCACUACCAUCCAAACCCACUUACAAAAACAUACAGUAACUCACCCACUCUCAGUUUAUAUUUUAAUUUUAAAACAUUUUAAUGUUAUGUUAAGUGGUAGGUGGAACAUUUUAAUUUUAUACUUGACAAAAAAGUACAUGCCAAGUCUUGACGACCAAUGCUUAUUUAAGAUAUUUUGGCCUAGUGACUCCAUCUAUAGCGUUCAUCCAUGCAUAAAACUCGAUACACCACUGACUCUGUUUCGCCAGGGGGAGUCUAUAUGCAUAUUCAUGAAUCAGUUGUCCUAACUGACCUAAAAUAGCACCCCCUAUAAUUUCUGCCGCAACUGUAUGGGGGCAAAAAUAAUUCCCCCAGCCGACACAUACGAAAACACACACAUAAACUACAGCUAAACACAUAUACCUAGCUAAAUACAUAUAUCAUAUCGAGCAUAGUCCGUAUUGACACUUCAAAUAUGUGAAGAACGAAGAAAAAUAAUAGGUACUACAUUCAAGUAUCUAUCUUACUUUAUCAUAAUAUUUCGACAUAACUGUUUGAAGUAGGACCUGUGUGCUAUGUAUGUAUGAGCUGGUCGUUGUUGCAUUGGUCUUCAUAAUAAAACCAACUUCGGUACUAAAUUGAA
Messenger RNA from Anneissia japonica, 7299 nucleotides. RefSeq lists its product as uncharacterized. The transcript is spliced from 2 exons. The coding region runs from base 184 to 3144 and encodes 986 amino acids. Lineage: Eukaryota; Metazoa; Echinodermata; Crinoidea; Comatulida; Comatulidae. The record is from RefSeq and is a predicted model, not a curated record.